AUGAUUCUUAGGGCAGCGGGGUACCAUCAUCUUCACAGCAAGCCAGACCCUCAGAGUUUCAUGCAGAAUUAUAACCAGGCCAAGCUCAUUACUCCAAACCUGCUGUCAACACUUGGAGAGUCCCUCGAAACUCACCCCAGAGGCCUCUGCCAGCCAAGAAGAGCCUGGGAGCUCCACUGGCAAAGCAGCUACCAGGAAGUGCAAGGGCAGAAAGCAGACUUUCAGAGGCCAGUACAUGUCCCAUGGUGGGAGACAGCCAAAAGAGCAGGGCACACGGCGAGCGCCGCGGAGGGGCUGCCCGGCACCGCAGCGGGCUGGGGCCGGGCCGGGGCCAGGCCGCGCCCCCCGCCUGCUCACCGGGAGCCCGCGGUGCAGCCCUGCGGCAGGGGUGUGGACCGAGCGUUCUGCGGCCGCGGCGCCGCGGAGCUCAAGCGCCCGCGCUGCCGUACCUCCGAGGCCCCGCGCCGGCCGGGCGGGAGAAGGAGAGCCGCCUCCUCGCGGAAGAAACCCGCCAGCCGCGCGCCGCCCCAGCCGGUGCCCUACCUGGGCGCGGAGCGGAGAGGCGACGAGCGGGCAGCAGAGAGGCAAGGGGCGAGCCGCCGCCACCGCGCAGGUCCGCCUGCCCGCCGCCUGCCAACCAGGCCUGCCUGCCGCUACCUGAGGCGCCGGGUUGGCGCUGCCAACAGGAAACUUGAGAGCGCCAGGGGCGCGGCGGCCGCCCUGUCCGCCGGCCGGAAACGCGCCCGCCGCAGCCCGGGGUCAGUCUCCAGCCGGGCUCCUCCGACCUCGCCUCCCCUGCCACCCGCCGGGCCCCGAGAGCGCUCCCCGCAGUGUUCGGACUCGCCCGAACCUCCUCCCCGGCCAGGACGCUUCUCAAGAAAACGCCUUCAACUGAUCCUCAAGGAAGACAAUGCAAAGUCCAAUCUACCAUUGCAUUGGUGAAAUCCCUGAAAUCCCAACCACCGGACAGAAAACAUUUAACAAAUCGGGCUGCAUGACUUCGGCACUGACAGCUGAACAGAAAGGAGGAUAUUCAGAAAAUCUGCGGAGUCACUGCUUGGACAAACCUGUCACUUAACCAAACUGUAACAGAGCCAUGGUUCUGGUGGGACAGCCUGGUGUCCUGAGAUCCAGGACUGCCAGAUUCAGAUGCAUCUGGGUAUGUCUGGAGCAGUUGUAGGGAGUGGGGCAGGCAGCAGUCUGUUGGCAGAAGGAUGUAGGAACCUAUGGGAAAGGGUCCAGCCUGUGAAUGUGGUUCAAUCUACCAUUGUAUUGCAUAGUCCUCUCCAUCAAGAACAGAUAAAACUUCUCUUAGACUUGAAGACCUGUGAACUAAAAAAGCAAGUUGUCCAUCUCAUGCCCAUGCCAACCUACAAAUGUGCAAAGUGGAUCAGGCAAAAGAUAACUUCAGUAAACAAAUAAGCACACCCCUUCAGAAAGGCAAGACUGAGAGACCCCCCAUAGUCACCAUUCCACAGAUACACUGGUAUUACAAUGCUGAAAUACCAAUGCUUCGACAUCAGGGUUGCCUAGCCUGGAGCAGCGACUCUCUCACCAUUAUUAUCCUUUGUGAUCCUCUGCAUCAUCCUCUGGAGGGCUUCUUUCUGGACCCUUAUUCUCCUUGGCUACAUAUAAAGAGGGAGCUGGGGAGACUGCUCUUCCUAGGGGCAAUGCAACUUCCUGCCAGAGGUUGUUUUAUGGCUUAACUAACGAACUUAGGCUUUUUACACAAGCUUGUGGUUUCUUUGACAAUACGGUUUCCUCAAAACAUUGGUAAACUCUAAUCUAUUGGCACCCAGACUGUUUCAUUUGCCAGUAUUCCUACUCAGUGUUCUUUUGUAAGACAGUCUUCGAAUUUUCUUGUAAGAUACAGUCUUACAAUUGCUUUUGUAAAACAUAAUCUUCUGCCUCCUUGCCCCCAUGCUCUCUCUUUCAAUGUGAUAGUGAUUUCCUUGAAGCUGACUGGAACAAAGGAACACACAUUUAAUCAGAUAUUUUCCAUGAUUCACUAUAAUCAACUGAAACAUCUUGAGCGUUUGUCACGCAGUCUUUUAAAUUUCCAUCUCUUACUGUUUAGGAGCUAGAAGCAGUCAGCUUUUCUAAGUCUGCUGGCCUCAGUAUUCCAGGCUUUUGUCUAUACCAUUUAAUUUCUACUGACAAAACAACCAAAUAUAUUCUUUUUUAAAUUUUAUUCUUUUAAUCUAUUUUCAAGUUAGUUAACAUAUAGUGCACUCUUGGCUUCAGUAGAACCCAGUGAUUCAUCUC
Messenger RNA from Leopardus geoffroyi (Geoffroy's cat), 2265 nucleotides. Its product is annotated as transcription initiation factor TFIID subunit 4-like. NCBI's taxonomy places the organism in Eukaryota, Metazoa, Chordata, Mammalia, Carnivora, Felidae. The coding region runs from base 1 to 942 and encodes 313 amino acids. The transcript has 4 exons. The record is from RefSeq and is a predicted model, not a curated record.